Molecule: messenger RNA, 1896 nt
Organism: Symbiodinium sp. CCMP2592
Lineage: Eukaryota; Dinophyceae; Suessiales; Symbiodiniaceae
Source: the annotation of a GenBank genome assembly
AUGAUUCGCUUCUGCACUUUUUGGGUGCUGCUCUUCGUCUUGGCAUGUUGUCUUUUGCAGCAAGCUUUGCGAAAAACUCUACAAGUCAGCUUGGUGGCUCCGUCGCUGGGAGAAGCAUCGGAAAGAGUAGAAGGAUCUUCCAGCACCGAACGUCGUGAUCACGGAUCUGCUGGGUCGCAGGCGUCGCUAGUGCAAGGAGAAGUCCCCGGCCGCGCCCGUGGCGCCCGUGUUUCCGUUCCUUCAUGCCAUGGGUGUCGGGGUGGAAGCCUCGGUGAUUUAUCAACGCUGAAGGCCACAGGUCCUUUGCGGCACGUCGUCGUGUCCAUGGCGAGCCGGGAAGUCGACGUCCUGGCGUUCCUGGUGCUUGCGAGAUCGCUGCGUGCCGCUGGUCGCUUCUCAGGCGACAUAGUCCUCAUGUGGUUUGGCGACCCCAAGACAGAUAUCUCUUGUAGGCACAAACAAGCGAUGGAAGAGCUUCAUUUCAGAGUUGUGUGCGUGCGCCAGCCCUUGCGCGAGACAGAAAUUCACAGCAGUGUGACCGGACGUUCUUGGGAUUGGGUGAAGCUGCUAGCAUUCACGCUGACCGGCUUUGACUUGGGAGUUUUUCUCGACGUCGACAUGAUGGCAGUUCGUCAAAUAGAUGAGCUGUGGAGCGGCUUGGGUGCAGGAGGCGCGCAGACGCAGCUGGCCUUCGUGGAUGGACCCAAGUCGCUUCUGAAUUCUGGGAUCUUCGUAUUUCGGCCCAACAUGGAAGACUUUACUGGGUUGACCAAUCUCGUGCGCCGGGGCCAGUACUCCGAGCUCGAUGGCUGGAACCAUGCAGGCAUCGUUUCAGGGAAGAGCAACCAUUGGGAUGAGUGCCAGGGCUUGCUGUACCACUAUUUCGUUCAGCUCCGCAGGGGCGGUGUGCAGCUGUCACGAGAAGUUUGGGGAGCAAGCCCAUAUGCCUUGUCAGGUAGUGCCGGCAUUGUUCAUUUCACCGGCAACUCCAAGCCCUGUGUGCUUGCCUCCAUGAAGAAGCCAGGACACACCGUGAACGACGAAUCCCUGCAAUCUUACGUUCAGUGGUAUGACUACUUGUCCCAAACAGUGGAUGCGGACACCAUCGCUAGCUUGUCGGCGGGAGCUUGUGAAAGACCCGUGCGGGCAGGGUCUCGUCCCCUACGGGCACCAGGCAACUUAGCCACCAAAUCUCACUGGGAAGACCAUGCGCCACUGUCGCCCGGGUCGUCUGUAGUCGUAGUGACACAAGCCGAGUACGACGGGACCGUGGCCUGUUCGUUCGUUAGCGAGAGCACCGAGAAGUCUGUGUUUUGUGCGCAAGAAGUCGCCGAGCACACUCUGGUCAAGCGCUGGAUACCGCGAGAUGCAACGGUCUUAGAAAUGGGAGCCCGGUAUGGAACGACUUCUUGUGCCAUUAGCCAGGCCCUGGGAAACUCCGGUAAGCAGGUGGCUGUCGAGCCAGAUGAGCGAGUUUGGAACGCCAUUUCACAAAACCGCGCGACCCACAACUGUAAUUUCAUUCUUCACCGGGGCAUUCUUGGCGGGGGUGGCUACGUCCUGAGUGGCUUGCAGUAUGGCAAAAGGGCCCACCGCGAAAAAGGCAUCUCUGGCAUACCACACCUGACCAUGGCAGAAGCAGAGCAGGCGUAUGGCCUGCGCUUUGACACUCUGUUGAUUGACUGUGAAGGCUGUGUCAACAGCUUCUUGAAGGAGAAUCACGACGCGUUGACGAACAUCCGGCUUAUUCUCCUUGAAGCUGAUCAGCCGAAGACGAUAGACUAUCGGAAGGUCAUCGCGAACCUGGCCAAGCAUGGUUUCGAAGUGGUUGACAAGUUUCAAGAGCUAGACAGACCAAACAAGCUGUGGCACUAUGCGUUCAAACGCAGCCAGUAA